AUGGUCCUCAAUCAAGCCGACCCAGACCCCAUCCCAGACGCAGACAAUUCCACCACCUACACAGCAAGAACACCUCCCGUAACCGUUUGCGAGGAUGUGGACGAAGCCGAUGCCGAUGUCGACGCCAAGAUCAACAACAUCCCACCCAGCCUACCCCCAUCGUCAGUCCCCUGGCCAGGCUCGACAUUCAUCAUCCGCUCCAUCCCCUCGGGCCAGGCUCUCACCGUCCUCGACGGUAAAGUCACCCUAGCGCCUCUCGGCGGCCGCGGCUCCGUGCACUGGGCCUGCGUCGAGACCAAAGGCUGGCUCGGCUUCCGGAACGUCGUGACGGGCAAGUUCCUCGGCCACGACGGGAAGAAAGGCCGACUGUGCUGCUCGGUCGGGUGGCAUCGCGGGUGGGAGAGCUUUAGUCCCAGAUUGAGGCCGUCCGGUGGGUUCGUCUUGAUGAUGACGCAUUUCGAGAGGUUGUGGCCUGUCGGCGUGAAGGUGGAGCACGGGGUAGAGAGGCUGGCCAAGAUCGAGAAGCACGCAGGGGAUGCGAUGGUUUCGGUUUGGGAGUUCAUCAAGGUUUGA
Molecule: messenger RNA, 573 nt
Organism: Cladophialophora carrionii CBS 160.54
Lineage: Eukaryota; Fungi; Ascomycota; Eurotiomycetes; Chaetothyriales; Herpotrichiellaceae
Exons: 1
Coding region: 1-573 (190 amino acids)
Source: RefSeq, a predicted model, not a curated record